GCUCACCUGCCUUCCCACGAGAUUCCCCUGCCACCGUCGGAUGACGAGGGGGAAGACGUCAGGUCGUCGACUUUGCCGUUGGGAAGUGGUUCCAUGCAGGAAUGGGUGGCGACGCAGUCGUAUGUUGGCCGGUGGGCGGAGACCCCGUGGUCUUACACCUCACUGUUGAACGAGGGGCUGUGCGACGAUGACGGCAAUGCAGCGGUUGAUCUCAACUUCCAGUUGUCCAGCAACAGCGGAGCAGCGACAACGCACACUCGGAUCAUCAAUCCCCACCCAGAUGGGGAUUGCGCGGACAACACGCACGUUGGUCUGCGCGGGGCGCGGCAGGCUUUGAAUAAAGGUGGAACGGAGACAAUCACGAGACGGGUGCAACGGCUCCACGUGGACGAAGCGGCUUUCGAUGAGCCCCUGGGUUGUGACGACGUUGACGGCGACGACGAUUGCAACUCCGAUGAUUUGCCACACAUCAGGCCGCUUGGGAGGAAGGUGACGAAUGGCGGUGCGAGUGCGAAGAGGGGUCCCGCUCCGAAAAAUCGACGGAAUAAGAAAAUGGAUGACGACACCGGUCGGAGCGAUGGCGAGGGCAGCCAUAACUUCUGGUCGGUGGGUGACACGAUCGCACUCGUCAAGGCAAAAAGGGAUCAAGAUCUGUAUAUCACGGGCAUGGGCACCAGUUUUGCCCCCAUGAAAAUGAGGGAGUGGAAGAGGGAGGACGUGCGGGCGAGGUUGCAGACGAUGGGCAUCACGAGGGAGGGCGUCGACUGCGGGAAGAAAUGGGACAAUUUGAUGCAGCAAUUCAAGAAGGUUCACAAGUUCCAUAACCUCUCCGGCGGGAAGGACUACUUCAAGCUUGCUUCAAAGGCCAGGCGAUUGGAGGGCGUCAACUUCGUCAUGGACCGGAGUGUGUACGACGAGAUGGAGGCCAUGACGAACAGGGAUCAUACGAUCCACCCGAAGAACUUGGCGGACACGGGGGCGGCUGGGGGGGUCAGAUGGCGGCAGGCGCGGGGGCUGGAGGGGAGAUCAUGGCCAGUGAGGGUGGAGGGGAGGCAGCCGACGAGGAGCAGGGGUCGACGAAAGACUCCACAUUCAGCGCUGGGAGCGGCGACGGUUAUGGGAAGAGGAAGAACAUGCGGCAACAAACUUUUGAGGUCGUCGCCGACGUCAUGGACAAGCAUGGCGCUUGUUCCGCGUCUUCGCGCGAGCGAUCCACAAAGGGAAGCAGGAACCAUGUCUGCGCGAGGCGGCGCCCGUGGCAAGAAGCGAGAAAUCGUCCAGGCAGACACUCGGGGGCGGGAAAAGGGUAGGCGGCAUAUCCCCAAGGCGAAGAGGCUUCGCUCAGAAGAAGCAUCAAGAAGAGUGUCUCUUCGGCGAGGACGGACUUGGGCAACACCUGACGAAGACGACGACGAAGACGUGUUCACAACGGAGGAAGAAGCAGUAGAGGCCACCGUGUCGGCACCUCGGGGAAGUUGUCUUCAACGGUCGUCUGAUCAGAGCGCUGCGAGGAGAUUGCUGACGCCCCCUCCGGAGGCGCAGCAAGUGCGUGGCCAUGAAACCCCGAAGGUGAAGGAGGUUGUCGUCAACGUCGGCGGUGAGGACUACGAACUGUUGGAAAACCGGCGGCAACGAAAUGUUACACAAGGCGCCACGGCGGCGACACUCAAGAUACCUGGCUCGACUAAAGAAAUGUCACUUCAGGGUGGGCUGCCCUCCACACCCUCUCAGCCGUGUUCUCGCAACACGGUUGGUGAGGGGGGCUUCAUGGAACGAAGUGGAGGGGGGGGAGCCCAACCAGAAGCGCGCAUGGCGGGUGGAGGGGGGAUCGUUGCUGCAGACACUCAGGGGCGGGAAAGUAGUGUUGCGGCCGUGACGAGAACGAGAGAGGAACUCCCAGUUGCGCAGCGGAAGGUGGCGCGCGGCGACAACAAGGGUGAUAGGGAGGAUGAGGACACCCUUUUAAACCGGGUGCGGAAGGGAGGCAUGGCGGUUCCGAGGAUACAAUCUCGCUUUCCAGUACGUGCUGAAGUCAGUGGCGACGGACAUUGCGCCGCGAACAUCGAGGACAGGCCGGAGGACGAUGACAUGGUGGUGCACCGGGAGUCGACCGUUUUAUGCAUCGCGCAUGCAUUCCUCGUUGCGGUGCAAAUGGAUGCCAGCAUUGACGGUGAGUUCAUCUCACAAGACCGUUUGUCAAGGAUUGCAGAUUGCUUCAGGCAUUUGUUGGCGGCCAGCAUGUGGUUGAUGCACAUGGUGGGAGACGAUCCACGCAGCCAUUACGAAACCUUCUACUUUGUGAAGCCCACGCUCAUCGCGUCCAUGCAUCGCUCCUUCGAGCAUCGACGAUCCGUCAUCCGAGCCACCAACGCAGUGACGGAGAGAUUGGGGAAGGCGAACGCCACUGAUCACUCAUUCCAUUGUUGCUCAUGUCAUCGGCUUGUGUUUGUGCCAUUGCGAUACUGUGAACAUGAUUAGUCCUCGGCUUGUUGGAUGUACAUUCACUCAUGUCAUCUUCAUUUGUUUGUACCAUUGUCGCUCGUUUGUUUGUUACUUAUUUGUUUUCUUUCCCAGUUUUCCCAAUGCCAAACAAAAGACGUGUUUGUGUUUGAUUUCAACACUCAAAGGAAGACCAAGCGCACAAUAGCAUACAGCAUACGAUACAGCAUACGAUGUCCGACAAAACAUUUGUGAACAACAACGCAAUGAAAUAGCAACACACAU
Chara braunii is the source of this 2724-nucleotide messenger RNA. The record is from the annotation of a GenBank genome assembly. NCBI's taxonomy places the organism in Eukaryota, Viridiplantae, Streptophyta, Charophyceae, Charales, Characeae.